Drosophila montana is the source of this 3858-nucleotide messenger RNA. It is a transcript of the gene Oseg4, whose product is annotated as intraflagellar transport protein Oseg4. The transcript has 12 exons. Gene Ontology annotation, cellular component: intraciliary transport particle A; non-motile cilium. The coding region runs from base 219 to 3827 and encodes 1202 amino acids. Lineage: Eukaryota; Metazoa; Arthropoda; Insecta; Diptera; Drosophilidae. The record is from RefSeq and is a predicted model, not a curated record. Gene Ontology annotation, biological process: intraciliary retrograde transport; non-motile cilium assembly; protein localization to cilium. Gene Ontology annotation, molecular function: protein binding.
GUAGAAUUGCUUGUAAAAACAACUGCAGUGAAAUGUUAGCAUAAGUUAUUUAGUUUCUUUAAUUGUGUGUUAGAAAACAUUUAUAAAAUGAACAAAACAGCAAUCAAGUCCACGGCGCAUGCGCAGCAGAAAGAUGCCAAUUCGUAAAUGCAAAGUGCACAACAAAAGCUGCCGCAGCGGAAAAAAUUGGAAAGCGUAAAUAACACGAAAAUCCCGAAAUGUUUGUCUAUUUGAGUAAAAAGAUUGCGAUUCCAAACAAUGUGAAGCUUAAUUGCAUUGCGUGGAACAAGGAGGAGGGAUACAUUGCCGUUGCCGGGACAGAGGGACUCCUCAAGGUGCUCAAACUGGAUCAAGCUGCCAACAAUGGCCAGACCAAGGGUGGAUUGGCCGCCGUGUCGAAUCUGUCGAUGAAUCAGACAUUGGAUGGCCACAAGGAGUCCGUCAAAGUGGUCACGUGGAACGAUGCACAGCAUAAGCUAACAUCCUCGGAUGUGGACGGCGUUAUAAUGGUCUGGAUGCUGUACAAAGGCGCCUGGUACGAGGAAAUGACCAACGAUCGCAAGAAAUCGACGGUGGCCGGCAUGAGCUGGACCUCGGAUGGCACCAAAAUCUGCAUUGUUUAUGAGGAUGGGGCCAUUAUUGUUGGCUCCGUCGAUGGCAAUCGCAUUUUCGGCAAGGAGCUCAAGAACACCCAUCUAACUGGAGUUCAAUGGAGCCCCGACAAUCGACUGAUCCUCUUUGCCCUGGCCAACGGCGAGUGUCAUCUAUACGACAACCAGGGCAACUUUGCGCUGAAACUGAACAUUAAAUGCAUUACAAUUGGCACCUCGACGAGUCGCGUGCAGCGAAUCGGUAGCAUCAGCUGGUUCAGCGGCAAUCUGUCCAACAGCCGGAGCCAACCUGUGCUGGCCAUUUGCUAUGAGAACGGCAAGGUGCAGAUUAUGCGCAACGAAAACGACGAUGCGCCCGCAAUCUUCGACACUGGCAUGCGUAAUGUGGACGCAAAGUGGAACCAUGAUGGCAGCGUGCUGGCCAUUUGUGGAACAUCUCUGGAGGCAGCUAGUCCGUUGCGCGACACCAAUCAGGUGUGCUUUUACUCGCCGCUGGGCAGGCUGCAUCGCACGUUAAAGGUGCCUGGCAGCGACAUCACCUCGCUCAGCUGGGAAGGCAAAUCUCUGCGAAUCGCCAUGGCCGUGGACUCGUUUAUCUAUUUUGCGAACAUCCGGCCCGAAUACAUUUGGUGCUACUUUGAGAAGACGGUCGUGUUUUUGAACAGCCGAAGCAGCAGCAACAACAACAGUGGGAGCAGCGCCAUGAAUGUGAUCACCUUUUGGAACACAAUCUCGAACCAGAGCUUCCUCAAGGAAGUCGAGCCCACGCUGUGCCUGGCGGCCAGCAACGAGCAUUGCGUUCUGGGCGUCGAGUGUGUCAGCAGCAACAUUAAGGAAAUUGCGCUUAGCACGUUGGAGGGAGGCAGCAGCUCGGCGCCGGAUGGCAGGGUCUAUCAGCUGCUGCUGUGCAACUCCAUAGGGACGACCGUGGACUCCAAAUACACGGACAUUAAACCGCGUUUCGUAGGGAUUAACGCUGGCUAUGUGGCGAUUGCCUCUUACGAAGAGAUACUCAUUUGGCAUUAUCAUACCCCAAAGAGCUCUUCGAAUCUGCAUGGCGUUAAGGCGUGCAAGGAGAGGCGCUUUCACAUUGAUGACACGCCCACGGGCGUGGAAUUGGCCAAGGAUUUGCUGCAGGGCGCGCAACGCAGCGUCAAGGAUCCAAUUUGUGCGCUCGCACUGUCCGACAAGCUGUUGCUGGUCGCUCGGGAAUCGGGCGUCGUAAAUGAGUACAGCGUGGUCAACGUAUCGCUGAGGAACCGCCACACGUUGCACGCUAAGAUCAACAAGAUGGCCAUCAACUGCAAUUCCACGCGCGCUGCCAUUAUCGAUCAGAUGGGUGUGAUGACGUUGCUGGAGCUGGACGACAAUCGAGAGACGCAGUUGAACUUUAGUCGGGUGGAGCGCAAGGAUGUUUGGGCCGUUAGCUGGGCCAAGGACAAUCCCUUGUUGCUGGCUUUGAUGGAGAAGACGCGCAUGUAUAUAUUUCGCGGCAACGAUCCCGAGGAGCCGAUCUCCUGCUCCGGCUACAUAUGCACUUUCGAGGAUCUGGAAAUAACCAGCGUCCUGCUGGACGACAUCAUCAGCAUUGGUGAGCUGCAGAACGCCUCGCAUCUGUUACAGCUGCGCGUCAAGUCGUUGCGCGACACGGACGAUCUGCUGGAGCAUGUGGGGCUCGAGGAUGCCAAGCAGUUCAUAGAGGACAAUCCCCAUCCGCGCCUCUGGCGCCUGCUGGCCGAGUCGGCGCUGAAGCAACUGCAGCUGGACACAGCCGAAAACGCCUUUGUGCGCUGUGCCAAUUAUCCCGGCAUCAAGCUGAUUAAGCGGCUGCGAAAUAUUAGCUCACAGAUUUUGCAGCGGGCGGAGAUUGCCGCCUUCUACGGCGAGUUCGAUGAGGCCGAGAAGCUCUACAUGGAUGCUGACCGAAGGGAUCUGGCCAUUGAUUUACGCAUCACGCUUUGCGAUUGGUUUCGUGUGGUCCAGCUUUACCGCAUGGGCGGCGCUGGCGUCUCGGAUCAGCAAAUGGAAACGGCAUGGCGCGAAAUAGGUCACCACUUUGCCAAUCUUAAGUCGUGGGCGAGCGCCAAGGAGUAUUAUGAAAAGUCACACUAUCUGGAGGGCUCCAUUGAGGCUCUCUAUCAUCUGGAACAGUUUGAUGAGCUGGAAAAGUGUGUGGCUAAGCUGCCGGAGAAGAGUCCACUGCUAACCAAAUUGGCCGAAAUGUUGGUCUCCGUCGGCAUGUGCUCGGAAGCUGUGCAGGCUUACCUGAAGUUUGGCGACCAGAAGGCCGCUGUCAAUGCGUGCGUCAAUCUGCGCCAAUGGGGCCAGGCCGUGGAGCUGGCCCAAAAGUAUCAAAUGCCCGAAGUAAACGUGCUCCUUGGCAAGCACGCGGCACAGCUUCUCAACGAGGGACGUCUUUCGGAGGCAAUUGAGUUGCAGCGCAAGGCCGGCAAGCAUUUGGAUGCAGCACGUCUGCUCUGCAAGAUGGCCGAGCAGGAGGUGGAGAAGCGUGCACCGUUGCUGAGAAUCAAGAAGAUAUACAUACUGGCCGCCCUGCUGGCCGAGGAUCAUCUCAGGUCGCUGGCCACGCCGGCCACGCAAUUGGACUAUGCCAUCGAUCGCAACCGGCUGCUGGACUCGAUGAGCCUGGAGGAUGCCGCUUUUGUCGAGCGCAUCUGGCACUGCGCCGAGGGCUAUCAUUAUAUGCUGCUCGCCCAGCGCCAGCUGCGCUUUGGCAUAAUGCACAGCGCUGUCGUAACCUCGCUGCGCCUGCGCGACUACGACGAUGUCCUGCCCGUGGAGGACAUUUACAAUCUUAUGGCCCUGGCCAGUUGUGCGGACAGAUCGUUUGACACGUGCUCGAGAGCAUUCAUGAAGCUGGAGUCGCUUGAAACCUUGCCCGAAAAGACCCGGCAGGCGUACGAGGAGCUGGCCGUAAGCAUAUUCACAAAGAAUGAGCCCAAGGAUCACAUGGUGGACAAAGUCGCCUGCUACGGAUGCGCUUCCCAAGUGCCAGACAAUGUACCAUCAUGUAUGGAGUGUGGAGCCCGUUUCCCUGGUUGUGUGGCGUCUGGGAAGCCCAUCACACAGCCCACAAGCAAUAUUUGGAUAUGCUCCACUUGCCAUCACUGUGCCUCGCCCAUGGAGAUAACACGGCAUCGGACAUGUCCCUUGUGCCAUAGCCUCAUCGUCUCAAUAAAGGAAAACAAGGAAUAGAAUCACAAUUAAAACAACGUAAAAUGUAAAA